CCCGGGCUUCCGUAGAUAAUUCAUAUCAUAAUAUUCUGAAAUUAUCAGACACACACAAAUGAAACAUGAAGAGGAUGAAGAGGAUGAAGAGGAGGAGAGGAGGUGGAGAGAAAGGUGGAGUUGAGGCAGAACAACUUUUGAGCGCACGUCGCGGUCUCUGUCGGUCUCUGCUGGACUCUGUCGGUCUCUGUCGGACUCUGCUGGUCUCUGCUGGUCUCUGUCGGACUCUGCUGGUCUCUGCUGGACUCUGCUGGUCUCUGCUGGUCUCUGUCGGUCUCCCUCCUCCGUCAGACCUCCCGCUGUUCCGCAUUAAACUAAUUAAACUAAUGAAGGUGAUUAGAGCGGACCAGAUCCCCUCCUGACUCCGAUCAUUGGCUCUCCUCCUCCGGCUCUGCAGCUUCAUUUCUCCGCCGGAGAAUUUCACGUGCGCUCUCCGGUUUCAUGUCAAACCGGAAUAUUUCCGGAAUGUUUCCGUAAAUAUUCCGUCUUUAAGCUGGCGCUGUGGAGACUGAUGUGAGCUCCUCGUGGAUCUCCGUCUGCUCCUCCUCAGACUUGAAGAACUCCUGAAGAGCACCGGUUCUUUUGGACCCAGGAGAAUGAAGACAGAACCUUAAAAAAACCUCAGGAACCGGAACUGUUGGAGGACCACCAACUGAUGAUGAACCACAAUAUAAGGUACUGGACGACUUUGAAGAUUGCUUUAGACCUUAGAGGAACUCUGAGAUUAUCUUAAGGACCCUCAGAGAAGACCCUGAGAAGAUGAGGGGAUGGCUCAGGUCCUCGAGUUAUCCUGACAGAAACUAAAGUUCUAGAAAUCACCAAGGGUCUGAAGAACUCAAGGUGUCACUGAGAAACCCUGACCCUGAGGAGACAGUUGUAGACCUUGAAGAUCCUUUGAGGAGCUCUACAGGGACCUUGUAGUCUGAGAGAAAUCUGGGGACCAUAGAGGAACCCUGAGAACUCCUCAGGCCCGCCUUCAGAGAAACAAUGGGAACCCUCCGGGACCUGCAGUACGCCCUGCAGGAGAAGAUUGAGGAGCUUCGACAGCGUGACACUCUGAUCGAUGAGCUGGAGCUAGAGCUGGAUCAGAAGGACGAGUUGAUCCAGCGGCUGCAGAACGAGUUGGACAAGUACCGGUCUGUUCUUCGGCCCGCCACCGCACAGCAGGUCCAGGCCCAGCAGCAGAACCUUGUCCUGCAGCCCGACCACCACCGCAGCAAACGGCAGGCCAUCUCAGCCGAGCCCACCGCCUGCGACAUCAGCGACCUCAGCCAUGUCACCCUGCCCUUUUACCCCAAGAGCCCGCAGUCUAAGGAGAUGAUAAAGGAGGCCAUCCUGGAUAAUGACUUCAUGAAGAACCUGGAGCUGUCUCAGAUCCAGGAGGUCGUGGACUGCAUGUACCCGGUGGAUUAUGGGAAAGACGCCUGCAUCAUCGAAGAGGGCGACGUGGGCUCUUUGGUCUACGUGAUGGAAGAGGGGAAGGUGGAGGUGACCAAAGAGGGGAUGAAGCUGUGCACGAUGGGGCCGGGCAAAGUGUUCGGAGAGCUCGCCAUCCUCUACAACUGCACGAGGACGGCUACCGUCAGGACUCUGGUCCAUGUGAAGCUGUGGGCCAUCGACCGUCAGUGUUUCCAGACCAUCAUGAUGAGAACCGGACUCAUCAAACACGCCGAGUACAUGGACUUCCUGAAGAGUGUUCCGACCUUCCAGGCUCUUCCAGAGGAAACUCUCAGUAAACUGGCAGACGUCAUGGAGGAGACUCAUUAUGGAGAUGGAGAGUACAUCAUCAGGCAGGGCGGCAGAGGAGACACCUUCUUCAUCAUCAGUACAGGAAAGGUGAAUGUGACCCAGCAGGACUCGGCCAAUGAGGAGACGACACACCUCAGAGAGCUCAGCAGAGGAGACUGGUUUGGAGAGAGGGCGCUACAAGGGGAGGAUGUCAGAACAGCCAACGUCAUCGCUGCUGAGGCCGUCACCUGCCUGGUCAUUGACCGAGACUCAUUCAAGCAUCUGAUUGGUGGACUGGACGACGUUUCAAAUAAAGGAUACGAGGACGCCGAAGCAAAAGCAAAGUACGAGGCGGAGAACACCUUCUUCUCCAGUCUCAAGCUGACCGACUUCAACAUCAUCGACACGCUGGGAGUCGGCGGCUUUGGGCGCGUUGAGCUGGUGCAGUUGAAGAACGAGGAGGCGAAGACAUUUGCCAUGAAGAUCCUGAAGAAGCGUCACAUCGUCGACACGAGACAACAGGAACACAUCCGCUCUGAGAAACACAUCAUGACCGAGGCGCACUCCGACUUCAUCGUCAGGUUGUACCGGACAUUUAAAGACAGUAAAUAUCUGUACAUGCUGAUGGAAGCCUGUCUGGGAGGAGAGCUGUGGACGAUACUGAGAGACAAGGGUUCGUUUGAAGAUUCGACUACCAGGUUCUACACGGCCUGUGUGGUUGAAGCCUUCGCCUACCUGCAUGCCAAAGGCAUCAUAUACAGAGACCUGAAGCCUGAAAACCUCAUACUGGACAGCCGGGGAUACGCCAAGCUGGUUGACUUUGGUUUCGCCAAGAAGAUUGGUGUCUGUAAGAAGACGUGGACGUUCUGUGGAACGCCAGAGUAUGUCGCUCCAGAGAUCAUCCUCAACAAGGGCCACGAUGUCUCAGCAGACUACUGGUCUCUGGGAAUCCUGAUGUACGAGCUGCUGACGGGCAGUCCUCCAUUUUCAGGUCCAGAUCCAAUGAAGACCUACAACAUCAUCCUGAGAGGCAUCGACAUGAUCGAGUUCCCCAAGAAGAUCACCAAGAACGCUGCCAACCUCAUCAAGAAGCUCUGCAGAGAUAAUCCCUCAGAGAGACUUGGAAACCUGAAAAACGGAGUCAAAGACAUCCAGAAGCACAAGUGGUUUGAAGGUUUUAACUGGGAGGGUCUGAAGAAAGGUACUCUGACUCCGCCCAUCACACCUGACGUUUCCUCUUCCACCGACACCAGUAAUUUCGACAAUUUUCCCGAAGACACAGACGAGCCACCGCCGGACGACAACUCUGGAUGGGAUUAUGACUUUUAGUACAGCUCAGAUCCAAACCUGAAGCCUGACACUCUAUGGCUGGUGGUGAGGUCCAAACCUCACCAGGCUGAACAAGGAACUUCACGUGAUAUUUGGAGGAUGUUUUGACCCUGCACGCCUUAUUGUGACUUUGCCCGUGUUGGUUUUAAACAUGGCUGAAUGCCAUUUGGAGCCUCAGAUGUUUUGUUGCCACAUUGUGUCACCAAAUGAUUUGAGUACAGAGUGUGCACGAAGCACAGAUGACUGCUGGUCUGGACUCUUGCUGGUCAACUGGUCCAUCAGUUCUCUCUAACUAGAGGAACCCAGACCUGCCAGGACACCUGAGUGCUGGAGGAUGAGGUGGUUCAAGAAUGAGACAAACCAGCAGAUCUCGUCAACAGUUUCUCCUUUUCCAAGACCGGAGUAUGUCUUUAAGGUAAUCUCAACUCCAAGAUUUUAGAGUUGUCAAAACUGGAACAUAAUCAACAAAAAUGUGCCGACGCUGCCAAAAAGACUUUUUUACGAUGCCUUGGGAGUGACUUUAAGAAACAUAAACCCUGCAGCUAAACUUGGGGUAUCUUCACCCGUCAGCACUCAGUCACACAGUACAGGCCUUUCUGUCCCAUAUAUUGCUGCAACAUUUGGAGCUUUGAUGGUAAUUUGCAUCAGUCAAUCUGAAGGGGGAACAAAUCUUGUCACAAAGUGCUUCCCUGAACAGUCAAGUGAGGUCCUGUUUUAUUGAAGAUUUAACACCUUAAAUCUUUCAAUAACAAGAUGCAUGUCCUUCACAAAGGUGGUGAACAUACAGCAGGGUAGAGAUGAUUGGUUUCUCACAGCUGGCCCCCAUAGUUUGAAGGUUAAACCAGCUAAACAUGGUUGGUUCUGUUCCAGGAGGUGUCCAUGACGUUGAUUAGUCCCUUCAGGUACCUCCUAAUGACAUCACAGACACCAUGUUAUUCUGCAGCCAAUUGAAAGCCUCUGCUCCUGUCAAGUGUCCUUGAUCACUGGCUGACACUUGACCUUUGACCCCUUCAAGGGAGAUCAUACUCAUGCUAUUACCACUGCCUGUCCUGUGAUAUCUCCUGUUCUGGAGGCGGUUCUGGAUGUUCUUUGGGGCUUUUCUGCCCAAGUUGAAGUUGAACCCAAGUUUGUCUCCCUGAGUGUGUUGGAGAAGUGAUGGUUGCAGGAUACAUUUGUGGUUCAAACGAACCACAGGAAGAAAAAUGAACUGAACAGACAAAUUCAAGGUCACCAUGAUGCCUUCACUUCUCAUUUCAUUUUUGGGAACUUGAAAAUCCAAAGACAGAAAAGUUUGGGUGUAGCAGCUGUGGUCCUCCUCAGUGGAUGAUGAAUGCUGAAAUGAACAAUUCUACUUUGAAACUUUCCUUUUUAUCGUUCUUAAUGUUGUGAAUCUUUGGAUCGUAGCAUGAGAACAGAUGUUUUGUACAUAUUUCCAAGACUUCCUACAUAUGUUUGCACACACCCACAAACACUCCACUUUCACAGACACAUGCACUAUUUUUUGAAUUUCUUAUGAGCUGUUUGUUUUGUGUUGAAGGCUCGUGAUAUACUUGAUUUUAAAUAACCUGAAUCUGAACCUCUGAAUCACCAUCUGGGACUUCAUUGAUUCAAACAGUUCUUGUGUCGUACUCAUGAAUGAUUGUCUCCCAGGUUAUCAAGUAGAGCCAAGUGUGCAGGAUUUAGAACAAGAUCUUCUGCCAGAGCAAGAAAAGAUCAACAAAAGGGUCUGUGUAGUUUGAAAAGGGGCAGGCACUUUCCGAAAAUCCAGGCCAGGUGAUUGGAUGAAGCAUCUAGCAAACAAACUUCAACCGAGUACAAAGUCCUCAGUGUCGUUCUUUGUUCUUCUUUAAAUGAAGGAACACUCUUCAGACCUGACUUCUUCAGCAGGCAAACAGUCACUUCAUCACACACCGAGCGUUACACCACGCCUGUAGCUCAUAGGACGUCCAUCUGUCUGAACCUCCGUGUUCUCACAGAAGCUUGAAGCCUCUCACGAGAUGACCGAUACCUCACAAGGUUGUAGUUUUGAAUCAUAUCACGU
Molecule: messenger RNA, 5098 nt
Organism: Larimichthys crocea (large yellow croaker)
Lineage: Eukaryota; Metazoa; Chordata; Actinopteri; Sciaenidae
Product: cGMP-dependent protein kinase 1-like
Exons: 19
Coding region: 988-3057 (689 amino acids)
Biological process (GO): protein phosphorylation
Molecular function (GO): ATP binding; cGMP-dependent protein kinase activity
Source: RefSeq, a predicted model, not a curated record